CUCGCCUCGCCAGCCUGAAGGAAAAGUCAUCUUGAUUUUUCGCUCUACCUAAUUUCAUUCCGCGAUCGUCACCUUCUUCAAGCAACUCUCUCUCUCUCUUGACCUAGAUCCUGUUCAAACACGAAGGAAACCCUAGACCCACAAUCCCGCUCUUCUUCUUCUUCUUCUUCUUUGCGAAUCCGAUCUCUUUUACUGUUAUUAUUGAUAGGAUCGGAGUGCAAGCUAUGGAGGCGGCGGCUUUGUCAGCGGGAGUUCGUCCCUGUUUGAAUCGUGAUCGUUACAGAUUUUCGAGGCCUUGUUCGGAGGCUAAGUCCUUUUCCUCGGUUCGAUGCGAGAAACCCGGCAGUCUCCGGAAGCCCAUACCGGAGGGUCUUGUAGUUUCCUCCCCUGAAUCUUGCAGAAAUGCGAUUAUGACCAGUGGAUUGAGGCCCCAUCGAUCCGGAGUCAAGACGAAUGUGUUUGAACGAGCACAACCUUUGACUGGAGAAUGGCCCUAUGCAGAAUCCGAAUCUAAAACUAAUUCUCUUACCGCGGAGGACAAGAUCGGUGUCCUGCUUUUGAAUCUCGGUGGUCCGGAGACGCUUAAUGAUGUGCAGCCCUUCUUGUAUAAUCUGUUUGCAGACCCGGAUAUUAUCCGGCUUCCCAGGCCAUUUCAGUUUCUCCAAGGGGCUAUAGCGAAGUUGAUAUCUGUGGUCCGUGCCCCGAAAUCGAAAGAAGGGUAUGCUGCCAUUGGCGGUGGCUCUCCUUUGCGCAAAAUAACCGAUGAGCAGGCAGAUGCCAUUAGGAUGGCCUUGGAAGCUAAGAACAUUCCUGCCAAUGUCUAUGUUGGAAUGCGGUACUGGUAUCCGUUCACCGAGGAAGCGGUUCAACAGAUUAAGAGGGACAAGAUUACAAGACUUGUCGUCCUGCCACUAUACCCUCAGUACUCUAUCUCCACCACUGGGUCGAGCGUCCGUGUGCUCCAACAGUUAUUCAGGGAAGAUCCACACUUAGCUGGCCUCCCAGUUGCUGUUAUACAGUCCUGGUACCAAAGGCGAGGCUAUGUUAAUUCUAUGGCUGACCUGAUCGAGAAGGAGCUUCAAAAAUUCUCUGACCCUGAUGAGGUCAUGAUAUUCUUCAGCGCCCAUGGCGUUCCAGUCAGCUACGUGGAAAAUGCCGGAGAUCCAUACAAGGAUCAGAUGGAAGAGUGCAUUUACUUGAUAAUGCAAGAGCUGAAAGCGAGAGGGGUUGAUAACGACCAUAAGUUGGCAUACCAGAGCCGGGUUGGGCCUGUCGAAUGGCUAAAGCCGUACACCGAUGAGGUUCUUGUCGAGCUUGGUAAGAAAGGCGUGAAGAGUCUUCUGGCUGUCCCCGUCAGUUUCGUGAGCGAGCAUAUCGAGACUCUCGAAGAAAUAGACAUGGAGUACAGGGAAUUAGCUCUCGAAUCAGGAAUCGAGAACUGGGGCCGGGUACCAGCAUUAGGUCUCACCUCCUCCUUCAUCACUGACAUGGCAGAGGCCGUGAUAGAAGCUCUACCCUCGGCAAAAGCCAAGUGGAACCCUACGGACAUCGUCUCUGAAGAAAGCAGCUCCGAUCCGCUCAGUUACAUAGUGAAGAUGUUCUUCGGUUCAAUUCUGGCCUUCUUUCUGUUCUUCUCCCCGAAGAUGCUCCUUGCUUUCAGGAACCAUCUUCUCUAGACAGUAAAAGCCAUCUCACUAAGAACAUAGAUGAGGAUGGGGUAAAGAUCGGAUAAAGGAGUAGAAAUCUUUUGAUAUUUUGCUCACAACAGUAAUAUCUAUUCAAUGAUAAAUUUGAUCUGCAUGAUUUUGGUUC
Tarenaya hassleriana is the source of this 1812-nucleotide messenger RNA. RefSeq names its product ferrochelatase-1, chloroplastic/mitochondrial. Gene Ontology annotation, biological process: heme biosynthetic process. Gene Ontology annotation, molecular function: protoporphyrin ferrochelatase activity. NCBI's taxonomy places the organism in Eukaryota, Viridiplantae, Streptophyta, Magnoliopsida, Brassicales, Cleomaceae. The coding region runs from base 225 to 1676 and encodes 483 amino acids. The transcript has 8 exons. The record is from RefSeq and is a predicted model, not a curated record.